Salvia hispanica is the source of this 889-nucleotide messenger RNA. RefSeq lists its product as uncharacterized. The record is from RefSeq and is a predicted model, not a curated record. NCBI's taxonomy places the organism in Eukaryota, Viridiplantae, Streptophyta, Magnoliopsida, Lamiales, Lamiaceae.
UAACAAUAAUUAAAGCAUUAUACUACAAAUUUUAAAUUCUAUCAAGUAUAAAGUCGCAUAUAUAAGUCACCUAUGAAGGGUUUAGAAUUUGAGCAAAAACCAUAUUUGAAGAGUGGUGGGUGCUAAGAAAGGGGCCUCUUCCUUCUGUCACUUCCUAGCUUCUCUCCCUUAUCUCUCUAUCUCUUCAUACUUGCUCACAAACAUUGCAAACUGAGAAAGGGCGAUGGGGAAUUGCCAAGCAGUAGAUGCAGCAGCAUUGGUGAUACAACAUCCUAGUGGGAAGCAGGAGAGGAUGUACUGGCCAAUCCCAGCCAGUGAAGUAAUGAAGACCAACCCGGGCCACUACGUGUCUCUCAUAAUCCCUCUACCAUCCCCCGAUGAGGGUUCAGAUGAGCAGAGGACCGUUAGGUAUACGCGUGUUAAGCUUCUCCGCCCGACUGAUACUCUAGUAUUGGGCAGAGCUUACCGGCUCGUCACUACUCAAGAGGUUGUGAAAGUGAUCAGAGCAAAGAAGCACGCACGGAGCAAGAGAAACCAGUCGGAUUCAGAUCAAAACACAGAGGCAAAUUUAGAUAAGGAUGCUACCAAUUCUGAGCACGAGGCGAGAGCAUCUUCAAUGUCCAAGAACAAUCAGGGAAGAAGAUCCGACAGACACAAACAAAGAUCAGGGUCGACAAAUCCUGCUGCAGGACGACUCAAAUCAUGGCAACCAUCUCUACAGAGCAUUUCUGAGUUCGGAAGCUAAAGUAAUAAUCCACAUAAGAUGACAAGGACACAUUUCUGCAGACGCCGUCAAUGAUGAAAUCUUGAAACCUUAAAACAAUUGUGGAGCAAUAAUCCCUUUGUAUAGUUAAAAGAUACUGUUGAAGUAGAGCCUCUUUCUUGACUA